Molecule: messenger RNA, 2016 nt
Organism: Alternaria postmessia
Lineage: Eukaryota; Fungi; Ascomycota; Dothideomycetes; Pleosporales; Pleosporaceae
Exons: 4
Coding region: 1-2016 (671 amino acids)
Biological process (GO): lipid metabolic process
Cellular component (GO): cytosol
Molecular function (GO): acetoacetate-CoA ligase activity
Source: RefSeq, a predicted model, not a curated record
AUGCAGACGUUCCGCGACCUCUACAACUGGAGCGUCGGACCCUCACGCACUGAUUUCUGGGUCGACAUGUGGAAAGCUAGCAACCUCAUCUACUCCGGUACCUACACCACCGUCGUCGACACCUCCCUCCCCAUGGAGACAAAUCCUCACUGGUUCCAAGGCACUUAUCUCAACUUUGCCGAAAACGUCCUCUUUACCGCCUCUCCUACCGAUUCUACCGUCCGCACCACAACCCACAAAGAAGAGUCUAAGAUCGCGUUGACAGAGAUCCGCGAGGGCAACACUGAAAUUAGACAUCUAACUUGGGGUGAUCUGCGACGACGCGUGGGUGUUCUCGCGAAUGCUUUGCGUGCUAGGGGGGUGGGCAAGGGUGAUCGCGUCGCUGUGAUUGCAUCAACCAGUUUUGAUACGUUUAUUGCUUUCAUGGCGACGGUUACUGUCGGUGCACUAUUCAGCUCUAGUAGUACUGAUAUGGGUACGAAAGGCAUCCUCGAACGAUUAUUGCAGAUCCGUCCCAAGUACGUUCUUGUGGAUGAUUGGGCAGUGUACAAUGGAAAGACCAUCGAUCUGAGACCGAAGAUCGAGGGAAUCCUUGAGGGCAUGGAGAGCGGUGGUGUGGCGGAGUUUGAGGGUGUUAUUGUGCAGCCUAGGUUUCCUGGGAGGCCGGCUGACGUUGGAGGUUUGUCGAAGACGGUACGGUUGGAUGAGUUUUUGGAUGUUGCGGGAGGGAACGACACCUUGGUGUUUGAGCGUGUGGCUUUCAGAGAUCCGUUUCUGAUUGUCUAUUCCAGUGGGACGACGGGUGUGCCAAAGUGCAUUGUGCAUUCCACUGGUGGUGUGCUCAUGAAUGUUUGCAAAGAGAGUAUACUGCACAAGGAGAUGACACCUGAAAGUGUGAUUCUGCAGUAUACUACCACUGGAUGGAUAAUGUACGUUGUAUCCGUACAAGUUUGUCUCUUCGGUACCCGUUCCGUCCUUUACGAUGGCUCUCCCUUCCAACCGUCCCCAGAGGCUUUCCUCUCUAUCCUAGAAGAACAGCGCGUGACCGACUUCGGCACCUCACCACGUUUCCUCCACGAGCUUCAAAAACGCAACAUCUCACCCCGCAACCUGUUUCAGCUCUCCCACCUAAAGAGCGUAGGAACAACCGGCAUGGUCCUCACAGAAGCGCAAUUCGAAUGGUUCUACGACGCUGGUUUCCCCACCUCCGUUCACCUACGCAACCAAUCCGGUGGCACAGAUAUUGCUGGACGUUUUGGACUUGAGAACCCACUUCAGCCCGUUUACGCAGGCGGAUGCCAAGGUCCUGCUCUAGGCACAAAGAUUGAGGUUUACGACUCCCUCAUCGAAUCGGGUCCAGGCUGCGCAAUCCCCGACGGCGAACCAGGUGAACUCGUCGCUACCGCCUCAUUCCCUAACCAGCCAGUCUACUUCUGGGGCGACGACGCUCAAAAUACGCGGUACCAGUCUGCAUACUUUACUCGCUUCCCUGGAGUAUGGACGCACGGCGACUUCAUCCAGAUGCACCCCAUCACAGGCCAAAUCUUGUUCCUUGGCCGCGCAGAUGGCGUGCUGAAUCCCAGCGGUGUGCGUUUUGGUUCCGCAGAUAUCUACAGCGUUAUUGAGACGCAUUUCCCCGAAGUGGCGGAUAGCAUCUGUGUAGGACAACGGCGUCCGGGGGAUGUUGACGAGAGUGUCAUUCUCUUUCUCAAGAUGAACAAGGGGUUCGGGUACACCGAGUCUCUGGUGAACAAGAUCAAAAGUAAGAUUGCUGAGGAGAGGAGUCGGCGACAUGUUCCAAAAUACGUGUUCCAGACUUGGGAUAUUCCGACUACAGUAAAUUUGAAGAAGGUCGAGUUACCUGUCAAGCAGAUCGUGUCCGGCAAGAAGAUCAAGCCAAGCGGAACGUUGGCGAACCCUGAAAGUCUUAAGUUCUAUGAGCAGUUUGCGGAUGUGGAGAACGUGGUCAGGAGGAUGACGAAUGAGAAGAAGUCAUAUAGGAGGAGUACGUUAUAG